Echinops telfairi (small Madagascar hedgehog) is the source of this 1361-nucleotide messenger RNA. RefSeq names its product DEP domain containing 4 (gene DEPDC4). NCBI's taxonomy places the organism in Eukaryota, Metazoa, Chordata, Mammalia, Afrosoricida, Tenrecidae. The transcript has 8 exons. The coding region runs from base 76 to 1281 and encodes 401 amino acids. The record is from RefSeq and is a predicted model, not a curated record.
AGACGGCACCAUUUGAAGACAUACAGAGACUGUUUUAUUGGGUCUGAUGCUGUCGAUGUAGUAUUAACUCAUCUUAUGCAAAAUAUGUAUCUAAGUAGCACUGACAUCUCUCGCCGUAAAGGAAUUCAUCUUUGCCAAAUUCUAAUGAAUCAUAAAGUAUUUGAACCAGUAGGAGUGAAGCUAUUCAAAAGUGAAAAGCAUUUGGAAUUUGAAGAUUCAAAUAGCAGUCUUUACCGGUUUCUAAGAAGAAAAUCUUCUCUUGUUUUUUGCAAAGGAGGAAAAGAUGCAGAGAAUGGGCUAAUUCAUGAGACGAAAGCAAAAGUGCCCUCAAGAACAGAAGAUGAAAUGAUUUCAAAUCCUUUAGCACAAGAAAUUAAUGAGGAAAUUUGUGAGGGACCUAUCCACACACUCCGUGGGUCUCCAGCUUUAUCUCCCCAAAUCAGAGUGAGCAAGCCUGUCCUCCAGCUUUCUACAAAAGCUGUGGAAGAUGUUUGGAAAGAACAAACAUUGUUACGGAUUCUCCAACUGAUUGACCUUCCCUUCUUGGAAAAUAUUUUGGCACCUCCAGUUCAACCUCCAGCUCUCCAGUUCAGGAAAGAAGAGGAUCUUGUUAUUUCAAACACUUGCCUCGACAGAGAGGUUAUUCCACACUUAUGGCUGCCUGAGAUUGAUAAUUGGCUCAAUGCAGCAAUUGAAUGCUUGGAAUAUUUCCCCGACCAGCUGAUAGUUACGGUCAGUCAGCAGAUACUACAAAACACACAUAAAGAGACAAAACUGAAUAUUCAGAAGAAAAUACUGUUUGAUGUCAUAGUAAAAUAUUAUAAUCAAGGGAAAGAUUGCCUGUUAACUGAUGAAUAUUUCGAUGUUCAUUCAGGAAUUAUUGAACUUCUAGAAAAUGGGAAGAGAACAGAAGCGCUGGAAGCAACCCAGCUGUAUCUGAGGUUAGUGUCACCCGCUGUUAGGGAAGAAUUACGGCGGCUACUUACUUUUAUGGCUGUUGCAUCAGAACCUCAUGCCUACCAGCUCCAAAAACAGUGUGACAACACAACAGUCAUCCUGAAAACUCUUACCAAAGCACUUGUGCAAAGCAGAUCGUUAUUAAGAGUGCAGACGGAACAACUAGCCCACUUUCUACUGGAGCAUCACUCUGAGCUCUUCAAGACACCUGUUACAUUAUUGGAGCUGGUUAGUAAGAAACUGAAGAAGCUUCAUCAGGGAGAAGAUCCAGAUGCCACAGCAGGUACAACAUUCAAACAGACUUCUUUCUCAUUAAGUGACUGAGAGAGUCAGACUUCACAUUUUGCAACCGUUUGACAAACCAGGAGUUUGAAACUGAAAAGGAAAGGACAGCCAAGUAUCUC